Messenger RNA from Mirounga angustirostris (Northern elephant seal), 4980 nucleotides. RefSeq names its product cilia and flagella associated protein 410 (gene CFAP410). Bases 122 to 796 code for a protein of 224 amino acids. The transcript has 7 exons. Lineage: Eukaryota; Metazoa; Chordata; Mammalia; Carnivora; Phocidae. Gene Ontology annotation, biological process: cytoskeleton organization. The record is from RefSeq and is a predicted model, not a curated record. Gene Ontology annotation, molecular function: protein binding.
CUGACGACGGGGGCCCCGCCCCCUGGAGACGGCAGCCGCGGAGCCGAGAUCCCCCCCGGCUCGCGGGCGGUGGGUCCGGGGAAGGGCCGGGCCCGGGUUUGGGUUCCCGGCGCCCUCCGCCAUGAAGCUGACUCGGAAGAUGGUCCUGUCCCGGGCCAAGGCCUCGGAGCUGCACAGCGUGCGGAAGCUCAACUGCUGGGGCAGCCGCCUCACAGAUGUCUCCAUCUGCCGGGAGAUGCCCAGCCUGGAGGUGAUCACCCUCAGUGUCAACAGCGUCUCCACCCUGGAGCCCGUGAGCCAGUGCCAGCAGCUGAGCGAGCUCUACCUGCGGAAGAACCGCAUCCCCAGCCUGGCGGAGCUUUUCUACCUGAAGGGCCUGCCGCGCCUGCGCGUGCUCUGGCUGGCGGAGAACCCUUGCUGCGGUCCCGACCCCCACCGCUACCGCAUGACCGUCCUGCGCAACCUGCCCCACCUGCAGAAGCUGGACAACCAGGCCGUGACCGAGGAGGAGCUGUCCCGUGCGCUGAUGGAGGGGGAGGAGGUCACGGCCCCCAGCGGACAGGGCACGGGGAACGGCGGCGGGCCUGCGCUGUCCUACGCCCUGAGCGCCACGGACACCACUGCUGAGACCCAGCAGGACACGCUGGGCUGUGGCCAGGAGGAGACGAGCAUCCAGAGCCAGCUCAGCCUGAAGCCGCCGUCCCGGGACCGGUUUCCUGCCUUCUCACAGAGGGAUGCCGCGAGCAGUCGCAAGAACAGGGCCCUCCGGAGACGUGCUCCUGAAGCCCUGCCGUGAGCACGAGCCUCUGGGCGAUUUCCCAGAAAUGCUCUCCAGCGCUCCCUCGAGCCCUGUCAGCAGCAGAAUUGUCGAAACAUGUUCAAUCUGCCAGACACUGAGGACUCCUGCUUCGGUGGAUGCUUCUCAGGGUCCUGGUACCCCGGUAAGAUUUACUCACAGGCUUCGUUGCCCAGAAAGCUUGCAGAAGGACCUGUAUUCUCCAGGGCUGAGAUAGUCUGCACACAGCGGCCCGGGAUGCAGGGAUGAUGGGACAGAAGGAUGCGUUUGUGGUCGCCUGCAUCCCAGAGCCUCCGGCAGCCAGCAGGCCCAGGGGCAGGGGGCCAGUUUGCCCCGUGGGCCACACCCUCCUCCACACAAGGGACGGUGGCUUCGGGGAGCUGCCCUCCAGGGCCGCCCCGUGCCUUGGGGUCAGCCGUCCUGGUGGAAAGCUGGCUCUGGGUUCAGCUGCUCCCCCUGCUUCCCAGCAGGCCAGCCUCGGCCCAGGGGUGCUGAAUAGGGGCUGGGGAGCCGUGGGGACAGGGCUGCUUCACAAGGCAGAUGGGAUUACUGCUCUGCUUUCUGGACCGUGUAGACACCUGCCCAGUGCCCCACUCUGCAGCAGACCCCACUGGCCGCUCCCAGGACCCUGCCGCAGCCACAGGCAGCCAAAGAGUAACGCUUGCUCCCUGGUUCACCACAUCCUGCGCCCCUUUCCGCAGCCACGCUCCCGAGGCCCGUCUUUGGCCUCACACGCCCACGCUGUUCUGGACACCACCUCAGCACACGCCUUCCUGCAAGUGAGGCCGGGGCUUGCUGUCUGUGGGGUUCUCAGGUGGCCCCAAGGUCCCAGAUCCCUGGCAUGCACACCCCAUAUGACCCCCAUGCCCAAGUAGGGGGUCUGUGAAUAUGAUGGAUGCCCUGCAUAUAUGGCCAAGGUGAAGGAGCUUCACAGAUGUGCUUGAGGUCCCUAACCGGCUGCCUGAGUCAGUCAGAAGGGAGAUUGGCCUGGGUGGGCUGGGCCUAACUGGGGAGCCCCUGCGGCCCUCCUUUACAGGUGCCCACCGAUCAGGGCUGAAGAGGGCGUGGGCCUUCUGUCCCUGAGCUCAGAGACUAGAAGCAGCAGAUGUCCACUGCCGCCCCCGGAAUUCAGCCACCAGGCAGCUUAGAAGGGCCUGAGGUCCAGGGGAGUCCGUGCCCGGCGGACACCUCAGUCAUGGCUGUUCAUGAGCCAAGGACCCACCUCGGCUGCGCCCACACGCCUGAGCUACUGUGAGGUCACAAAUGGGGGUGUUUGAACCCACCAUGUUUGUGGUGGAUCUCAGGAAACCAGCACGGUCUCCAUGUGGGGAGCCGAGUCCUGCGGGAGCUCCAGCCCACAGCAGAGCCCCUGCCCACCCCCAGCAGGCCCCUCCAGGCAUGGCCCGCCGCCUGCCGGCCCCGCCCGCCCCCCUCUCCGCGCAGCAGGGACCCGCCGAGGGCUCUCUCCCAACCACAUUGUGCGUGUCCGGGUCCACAGGCGGCUCAUCGAGGCCUUGGCUCUGUGCUCUUGGGCCGGUGGCUCCCGAGCAGACUCCACACAGCGUCCGUACACAGCGUGGGACACAGAAGCCUCCGGCAUUUGUCCACAGCCUCCCUGGGUUGUGAUCAGAGGCCCACACACACGCCGGGAACGCAGAAGCCACUUGCAGGGGUCCCGCGCCCGCCAGAGCGGCCCUGCCCUGGGCUGGGGCCUCCCACGGUGGUGAGCCCCUGACCCUCAGGCGCGGUAGAGAGCACGCUUGUCAGCGCCCUGUGGCCAGGCGACUGGUGCCACCCCCACCCUGCUGGACACCCCACAUGCUAUGUCCUCGAGGAUGAGCUGGAGGGCAGAGCCCACUGGGCCUGGGGUUCAGGGCCUGCGUCCCAGCCUGGGAUGGCCCCAGGACAGCCAAGCCUUGGGGGCUUCCUCCAGGACGAGCCCCGCUUUGCUUGGGGAGCCAGGGCCUGGCUUCAGGGAGGGGGUGUUGGGACAGCAGGGGCCGGGCCCGGACGCCUCGGCCUUCCGCCGCAGGCCCCGGCCGGUGCGUGCCCCGCCUCCCAGGCUGUGGCAUGGCGGCCGUGGCAGGCGGGGGAGGCCGUGCUCCAGGAGGCAGAGGCCAUCUCCAGAUGCCGCACGCUCAGGCAAAACCAGUAAGAACGUCCCGCAGUUAGGCUCCCGAGGCUCCCCGGCUCCCUUCCCCAGGCCAGGCCCUGGGUGCCCUGGGAGGCCUGACCGGCACUGCGGGGGGCUGGGGGGCUGGCGAGGGAGGGGUCAGCACGGAGCAGGGCCUGGGCCAGCCUGGCAUCUGGGCUGAGUGCGGCUGCGUGCUCGACAGAUGGACACGUGGCUGUACACUGGAGGCUGUUUCUGCCACAGCCAGGGUCCUCCCAGGGAGUCCCCACCUCUGAGCCGCAGCCUCCCCACUGACACGCGUAAGCACACACGUGUACUCACCUGUACACACGUAUGCACUCACGCACACACUCAUGUCUGCACUCAGGCAUGCACACAUAUGCACGCAUGCACUCAUACACACGUAUGAACUCAGGCAUGCACACAUAUGCACUCAUGCACGCACUCAUAACAUGUCUGCACUCAGGCAUGCACACGUAUGCAUGCACGCAAGCACACUCAUAACAUGUCUGCACUCAGGCAUGCACACGUAUGCACGCACUCAUAGUAUGCACUCAGGCAUGCACACGUAUGCACUCACACUCAUACACACAUAUGCACUCACGCACACACGUAUGCACUCACGCAUGCACACGUAUGCACUCACGCAUGCUCAGGCAUGCACAAUGCACUCACGCACACAUACACACAUGCACUCAUGCUCAUACACAUGCACGCAUGCACUCAUGAACACAUGCGAUCAGGCAUGCACACAUGCACUCAUUCACAUAUGUGCACACGUAUGCACUCACAUGCACACUCAGGUUUCUGGGACCCAGGAACUAGUCCCUGGUCUCUCAAGGUUCAGACACUUGGGACCCUCUCCUUGGGGAACUGUCCCCUCCUCGGCCUGCCCCAGGAGCACCCACACUCGUGGCAGGCAGAGUAGACCAGAGGGACCCCAGCUCCAGAAAGCCCUCAGGCUCGGGGCCCAUACGGUGAGGAGGGUGGGGUCCCCUGGCCUGGCCCCCACCAUGCCGGCUGCUUCCUUGGAGUGACCAAGGCACCCUGCCAAGGUCUUGGGGACGUGAAGGCAGCUGGGAGGACAGAGGGCCCCAGCCUGGUCCCUAGGCCCAACCAGGAGAUACCCUGCCAGGAGCCCCUGAUGCGGCCUGUGAGCCCCCAAGGCCAGGGGCUCCCCACAAAACCUCAUGGGUCCCAGACCCUUCCCCUGAGCCUCUGCAGGUGCCAAGGGCAGGAGUGCAGGCCAGGAGCAGCCCUGGACUGAGUGUCCAGGUAACGGCGGUGGGAACAGAAGUGGAUCGUGCGGCGAGCUCAGGAGGGACGGAGGUCCCCGAGAGUGCAGAUGGUGUUAGGUCCAGCUCGUCCUCCCGGGGACCCUGGUGCCGGCACCACACUGCAGAGCAAGGCUCCAUGCCGCCCCCAGAGCUCGUGGUGCAUUGGCCCUUGGCUCCCAGUGGUGACGGCAUUUCUGACGGCCUCCCCCCGUCGCCCACCCCCGACCAGGGUCCCCCUGUGGUGCUUGCUCACAUCAGCCACUUGCCCCAAAUCUUUGGCUGUUUCUGAGACCCCAGUCCAGGCAGUGUAGGGAACGUUCCAGGUCAGACCCAGGGCCUGGAACCAGGCUCAGAAGCCCUCCCAAGACUGGGGGAGGGCAGGCCCGUGUGUGCAAGCCAGGGGCUCCCACCAGGCGCCCACCCUCCUAGGAGGUUGCCCAGGGCCUGCUGUCCAGAGACUGGCCACACUCCACAGUCGGGGUGAUUUUAUUUCUAGAAAAGGUGGCAAGCUCCACGCUGCACGGUGGCCAGUGCGCACAGAAGCAGGCGUGGCGAGGCCCACAGGGAACAGCGUCCCCACACAGGUGCCCCCACGGCCCCCGGAUCAGAAGGUGGGUGUCCGGGCGGCUCCGUGUUGUAGGAGAGCCCAGCGGGCGGCGUGGGUGCAGCCAGGGCCGCGAGCGCCCCGGAGCCAGACCGAGAGGGCCGCAGCCCUGCCUGCCCCCGCCGGCCCGCCCGCAGACUCCGGGGAGGGAGUGGGGGGGCCGGGAGAG